Messenger RNA from Esox lucius (northern pike), 4751 nucleotides. It is a transcript of the gene hs6st3b, whose product is annotated as heparan sulfate 6-O-sulfotransferase 3b. The record is from RefSeq and is a predicted model, not a curated record. The transcript is spliced from 2 exons. Bases 843 to 2123 code for a protein of 426 amino acids. NCBI's taxonomy places the organism in Eukaryota, Metazoa, Chordata, Actinopteri, Esociformes, Esocidae. Gene Ontology annotation, cellular component: membrane. Gene Ontology annotation, molecular function: heparan sulfate 6-sulfotransferase activity.
CUAAACUACAACACAGUCCCUUCUGUUCGGAUUUUCAUAGCUUAGUUUUCGAACAUUGACUCUCGAUGGUCAAUCACUUGUGACUGAUACGCCACAGCUGAAUGUAGUUUUACGAGACAUUGUAUGGGUCAGUAUUUUGACACUUUCUUGUAUGACUUCACAGAAACGAAGAAUGUGAGCAGGAACAGUGUAUAACAUGAUCACCCGCACUGGAUUCAUCAUCUUAAAGUAGCCUAGCCUACAAUAUUUAAACCUAAGUAAACCGCGCGAUGCAUGAGGAUGCUUCAGGACCCAUCAUACUGUAGUCGGAGCUGCAGUCGCUCAAUUUCUUUAUCUUGCACGUCUUGGACAUGAGGAUAAACCCUGACAUUUCUCCGAUAGCCUACCACACAUUUGGGGAAUGGACUGAAACAGACAGAGAUGUAAAGUUGUAAUUUGCAGAAAUCGAGUGAAACAUUUUGAAUGGCUCGUUUCCAGUUGAGAUUUGAGCACGGGGGACGUUGGAGUGGAGCACUGAAACACCGUUUUUAAAGUUGGUAAACCAAGGACAGAAGUAACCGGAAUAUGGCACGUUUUUCCAAGCCUUUCUUUUUUUGUAAUUAUAUGCUCUGGGUGAUAUGACUGCAGUAUCCUUGAAACGUAAAGGUAGGCUAUACCUGCUUAAAUCAGAAUAUGCCUUUUCGUAAUAAAAAUAAAUAAAUAACGACAUCUUGUCCGUAUCAACAUGUGGCACUUUGAAGAUCUAUAUUCAUUAUUAUGAUGAAUCAAUGAGCAAUCAAGCUACUCAAAGGUUCAUGUGUAAUAAUUCACGCGUAAUGACAUGAAAACAUCUGCUUGUUAUAAUGGAUGAUAAAUCCAAUAAGCUGAUCUUAGUACCUAUUUUAGCUGUUCUUUUUGUAAUGAUAGGGUAUCAAUAUAUCUGUCCAGCUGGCAGCAACUCUUGCCACUUUAAGACUGGGGAAAAAUUAAGAGGGGUCAGUCUACUUUCUACCCAAUAUCGGACAAUCGAGGACAUUUAUACGGAACUGGAGGAUGAGAGCCCUCCCAAAUCGCCGUCAAAAUUCAACUUUUCUGAACGAGACCUUCAGCGGCACGUCGAUUUCAACAUUAAAGGAGACGAUGUCAUAGUGUUUUUACACAUCCAAAAGACCGGGGGAACCACCUUUGGAAGGCACUUAGUUAGGAAUAUUCGUCUGGAGCAACCAUGCGACUGCAAACCAGGGCAGAAGAAAUGCACAUGCCACCGACCAGGGAAAGAAGAAUCCUGGCUGUUUUCUCGGUUCUCUACAGGCUGGAGCUGUGGUUUGCAUGCUGACUGGACAGAGCUCACCAACUGUGUACCUGUAAUAAUGAACAAGAAGAAAGCUAAAAAAAACAAAAGGAACUUCUACUACAUCACUAUGCUACGUGACCCUGUCUCCCGCUACCUCAGCGAGUGGAAGCAUGUACAGCGCGGGGCCACCUGGAAGACCUCACUGCACAUGUGUGAUGGACGCUCGCCCACGCAGGACGAACUGCCCACCUGCUACGCCGGGGACGACUGGUCGGGCGUCACCCUGACCGAAUUCAUGGACUGCCCGUCCAACCUGGCCAACAACAGGCAGGUGCGCAUGCUGGCAGACCUGAGCCUGGUGGGCUGCUACAACCUGUCCUCCAUGAACGAGAGCGAGCGCAACCACAUCCUGCUGGGCAGCGCCAUGAACAACCUGAAGAACAUGGCCUUCUACGGCCUCACCGAGUUCCAGCGCAAGACGCAGUAUCUGUUCGAGCGGACGUUCACCCUGCGCUUCAUCGCCGCCUUCACGCAGAUCAACAGCACGCGCGCCGCCAACGUGGACCUGAGCGAGGCAGUGCGCCGUCGCAUCGAGGAGCUCAACUACCUGGAUGUGCAGCUGUAUGAGUACGCCAAGGACCUGUUCCUCCAGCGGUUCCAGUACACCCGCCAGCGCGAGCACCAGGAGGAGCGCUUGAAGAGGCGCGAAGAGCGCCGUUGGCUCCGGGAGCAGCGGGAACAAAGCAGGACCUCACUCCUAAAACGCAGAGGGGACAGUGGCGAGGAAGGAGGCAGGGGCGAGCUUGCCUCUACCACAGAAGACUACACCAGCCAGGUGGCCCGGUGGUGAAGUCACACUCCUGACCACACACACACACUCACAAACACACACACAGAGGUCACUGGUGAUCGCCUACAGAGCAGCCUUACAUGGUCUGUCACUGUCUCUCAUCCAUCCUCACUCCCUCUCUACCACUCCCUAACAGCUUUCUCUCUCUGUCAGUCUCCAUCUCUGUCUAUCUAUUUCUGUCUAGUAUCGCUAUCUUUAGCCACCCCUGUUUCUCAGCUUCAGUGUGAGCUGUAAAAGUUUCUUUCAGGUCAGGAAACUGCAAUGUCUGUGAGUCCGUCUGGCAGCAGCUUUGCUUGGAGUGCCCUUUGGUGUCUUACAUCCUCUAAUAGAUGGUCUCAUUGAUUUAUUUCCAAUGGUUUGUUUUGGCGCUCCCUAACUGUCCUUUCUCUUAGCUAUGGUUAUUUAUUAUCAUGCAGAUUGUGAGAACUCUAAGGGCAGUAAAUUAAGCUCAAAGACACAAUCAAAAGAUGCUGCUUGUAAUGACUUUAUUAUUGGGACUCUCAAUGUCAAAGGGUGGAUCAACUUGCAAGAAUAUAGUAGUUCAAAGGUAGUUCAAGAGAAACCGAUACAAGUGCUGAUUCUUGCAUGUCCUGUGUCCUUAUUAUAUUUGAAAAACAGUUUGAGGAUGGAAAGUUAUUUCCAAAAGAAAAGAUGAGAGCCAAAGUACACUUGCUCAUGUGUUUUUAUUUUUUUUCAGACAGAUGUUUUAUAAAUGGGAACUUGAAAUUGACAAUUUCACAGAAAAUAAGAUACCAUGUAUUUAAUUUAAUUUUAUCAUGGCAGUUUCAAUAAUGUCAUUUUCUUAACCAAAUAGUCUAUAGUUGUGGUUGAUUUUUCUUUUUUUAUUGAAGCAACACAGGCUUUUCUAGGGUGCAAUAUUCCAUAGAGUUUAUCUACAUGCAGGACCUUUAAAUAGGUUUCCAUUACUGUUGUGAUUCAGCUACCAUCUGUGUGUUGGAAUGUGAAGUUAAUCACAGACUUACAGAAAGAGGAUUACGAUUAAGCAAAUACUUACCACAUUCAGCAUUCAUAUUACAAAUGGAAGGAACUCAAGUCAAACAAACGUCCCACAUUUUAAGCCUGGAUUGUUUGAGUUGUCCCCUCCAGAAGGUUGAGAUAACCAGUGAAGGUAAACAUGGCAGGUGAGGAGGCAGGGCGGCAGGGUUGUUGUGGACUGAAUGUCAAUGAGGCGCUCGGCAUUCGUCCCUCGCCCUUUGCCCCGUCACACUCUGUGGUUUUACAUGUUUGUGGAGCCCACGCCAACGGCAUUGUGAGCUGUGAGCGGCGUUCAAAUGGCAGCAGAAUGCCAGUCGAAGAUGACCUGACUGGCUCAAACAGAACAAUCCUUUAAAAUAGAGAGAAAAUGUAUCAUAAAGGUAUCUCCUUUCUGUUUGAUCCCCCAUUCUCAAAUGUAGGUAACCUCUGAAUGAACAUUAAAGGAACAUGAAAGUAAUAAAAAGAAGAUUGGUGUACCGGUUAGGGUUUAAUGAAUGGAGUGGGGAUGGCUGUGUGGAUUUCAUUAUAGAUUACAUAUUGUAUAUGCUAUUAUUCUGUUAUGAAAAUGUGAACUCUCCAUUGACAAUAUUUUCAUGAAAAUAUACAUUUGCUGCUGCUUUGUUAAAAACAUGUUUUUAAUCCUGUUUGUACUUGAUUUAUUUUCAGAAGAUUAAGGUCUGCUUCAUCACUGAGAAAUAACCUUAACAUAUGAGUUUAAAUGUUUAUGUUGUUUAAGUUCAUGUAUCCAGUGUUUUCACACUGUAAUGUAACCAUUAUCACUAUUUGGUUUGGUAUCACGGGUCCAGAUUAGCUGUUGGUCUAAAAAAAGAAGAAUCUGCUGAAAGUGCAUUUGUAUCCAAGAAUAGGCAGAAAUUGUUUACAGGUUACUGUUCCUUUGAGUUCAAAGUAAUUAUUGGAGCCAAUAAAUUAUUAGAGUGGUAGGCAUGGGUGUGUGUGUGUGUGUUUCAUCAUUGUAUAUUGAUCACAAAUUUGCCUGCAAUUUGAAUAAGUCAACACAGUGUAAUACAUUACCCAAGCUUUUUCAAAUCAAACAUUAUAAUCCAAAUCCUUUUUUUGUUGAAUUUACUCCUGAAGGUUGGAAUGUGCUGUGAAGAAAACUCAGCUUAUAGUCAUGUAAUUCUUAUAUGCUCAGUAGUGUGGUGUGUAUAUUGAUGCAACAUAUGGAAAGUCUGAAAUGAACGUUUCAAACCUAUUAUCCAUAUCAGACCACAGUGUAAAUUAAGUGAUAAAUUGGAGCCUGAAAGGGAACUGUCACAAUAGGUACUGCCAUACUCACAGCCCUGUGACAUGACAUGUUAUAAAAGAGUGAUUUGAAUAAACUUCAACUGCCACUCAACCUAAAAGUGCACAUCUUUGAAGAACAAAUAAUAUUGCAUUUAUUUACGGGAAUAAAGGGAGUUUUGUCUAAAAGGAAAAAUGUUAUAUUUAACAUCAGCCUUGGGAGUGGUGUCUAAGAAGAACUUUUUAAAUGUAUUAUUCUGUAUGUUCUGUCCAAAUUAUUGUGUAUAAAAAAUGGACAGUCUUAAUGACAAGUAUCAUACAAUAUCAGCAAUUUUCUUUGUCAGGUAUGCAAAGUUGGGUGAAUACUCCAUCGGACAUUAUAAAUAAAUA